AUUUCAGUUGUAACACUGCUUGGUUCAGUAGGUAGUUAGUAAACAAAUUUAUUGCUCUCGUAUCUCGUUAGAUUUUUCGUUUGGACUGUAGCUUUCAGUGCUUUCUUCACUUACAUUUUGCUUCUUGUUAUAUCAUUAAUCGUUAUUACAUAUUUUUAAAAUUACAGUGGUUUUAAUUGUAAUUUUUUUUAUAAAGUUUAGUUAAUUUAAAUAUUUACAGUUCAGGGUAAUUAGUUGACUAUAUUAAUAAACGUAACUUUCUAAUUUAAAAAUGUACUAUUUUAUUGAAAUUAAGUUUAAAUAUGCGCGUUGAUUGGAUAUUCUAGACCAAUGUAUUACCCAUCAAUUAAGUAAUAAUUCUGGAUUUCUAACGAUGUCUACAGCUACAAGUAGUGAUAAUUCAGACAUCAUUAGUAAAAUUCAAAAAGUAACUGAAGAUUGUGGAAGCAACAUUGUAGUGCGUAAAAUUGUAUGUUCUGAAAAACUUAUAGACAUUCCUUGCAAUAAGAAAAAAUAUUCUGAAAUAUCAAUCUCAUCAUUAAGUAGUUCUUCAGAGUCAAAUAAUUCAGACUCUGAUACUGACAAUAGUUCAGAUCUGCACAGUGACGUGAACGAAAAACUACAGGACAAGUGUGACGAACAAAUACAAAAUAUUGAAACACAUUUUUAUUUCUUAAAAGAAAUGUUGUAUAGUGAAAGAAUAAGAGAAGUUGAAGAGAAGUUAGUUGAAGUGAGAUUAGGUACAGCUAAAGAAUACCGUAUACCUUUACAAGAAUUACAAGAUCAAAUGAAGUCUCGACUUGAAGUAGCAUCUGUAUUAAGACAAUUCAAAUUAACAAAUUUAAAACAUAAGUAUGAAGCAGAAGAACAAGCAAUUAGACAGAAUUUUGAGAAUAAUAAAGAAAUUUUAUACGAUACCAUAAAAGCUGAUUUAGAAGAAAAAAUUCAGCGAUUAGAAGAAGCCCGUAAUGAAGUAGAUAUAGAUGCCUCUCUUUGGUUAGGUCGUAGUUUAACUCGUAGUGGACGCGGACGUGGAAGACGACCUUAUGGGCAUGUACAACCAAAGCGGAAACCUGUUAUUGUAUCUGGACCAUGCAUAGUCUACAACCUUAGGGAACAUGAAAUACUUGAAGAUUGGACAACAAUCAAAAAGUUGUUAUCAUCAUCAAAACGAAAAGAAAAUGCAAUGCAACGAUAUAAACCAUAUGAAUACAACAACAAGGUAUUUCAAUAAGUUCCUUUGUUUGUAUUUUAAGUUGGAACUAUACCAAAAUUUAACUAUUAAAUUCUAAUAAAGUUAUUAAACCCUUUGUA
Messenger RNA from Aphis gossypii (cotton aphid), 1314 nucleotides. RefSeq names its product breast cancer metastasis-suppressor 1-like protein. Bases 374 to 1234 code for a protein of 286 amino acids. The record is from RefSeq and is a predicted model, not a curated record. Gene Ontology annotation, cellular component: Sin3-type complex. The transcript has 5 exons. Gene Ontology annotation, biological process: negative regulation of transcription by RNA polymerase II. Lineage: Eukaryota; Metazoa; Arthropoda; Insecta; Hemiptera; Aphididae. Gene Ontology annotation, molecular function: histone deacetylase binding.